This is a messenger RNA of Durusdinium trenchii, 729 nucleotides long. NCBI's taxonomy places the organism in Eukaryota, Dinophyceae, Suessiales, Symbiodiniaceae. The record is from the annotation of a GenBank genome assembly.
GGCUGCUGUUGUCAACUUGUCGCUGUGUCGCUUUCAACGGAAUGAUUGUCAGAACUUCCUGAUCGCUUCUUGUUUGGUGUGAGGGAAGAGACAGACCGACAGACCUUCAUUCCCCUGAGCCAUGGACAUCGAGUGUGUCCGUCUUGGCGGCGGGAGCGCUUGCAGAUUCCAGAUUGAGGUAAACGCCACUGUAUUGGACUUGCUGCAUCGAGUGUCAGCCGAAGUGGGCGAACCUGUGGAAUGCAUUCAGCUGUGUUUUGGUGCUACAGUGCUGGAUGAUGCGCAAUCGACUGCUCACAUGUCGGACUAUGCCCUGCCAGAAAGUGAUUCGGAUACUGGCAGCACGGUGAGGGUGCUCCAUUUGAUGCUACGGCCUCCAAGACAUUGCCAAUGGCCAGCAACCGAUGCAUGGACUGGAUGCGGAGGUGAUCCACACGGACAUGCUCGGUGCUCAGGUAAUGGAAAUUGCUCGCCCGAAUGCACAUCCUGUGGGGCCCACACCCACUGGCGUUGCUGCGGCUCUUCUGACCCUAAAAGUGAGUUCUGCUUGCCAGGAACCUCCUCGAAGCAGGCCUCCUACAAUAACACGGUGUGUGCCCAGAAAUAUGACCCGAAAGUUGAGGGCCCAAGAUACGUUGAAGCUGGCAAGGAAGCACCUGCUUAGCACCUCCGUUCCGGGUAGACCGACAAAGGCUGCGACCAAGCCAAGCCGAGCAGCUGAGCACGUGC